Molecule: messenger RNA, 1521 nt
Organism: Daldinia caldariorum
Lineage: Eukaryota; Fungi; Ascomycota; Sordariomycetes; Xylariales; Hypoxylaceae
Exons: 3
Coding region: 156-938 (260 amino acids)
Molecular function (GO): acyltransferase activity, transferring groups other than amino-acyl groups
Source: RefSeq, a predicted model, not a curated record
GGUAAGAGGUACCUAAUUUUAUCUAAGGGUUUUCUCUUCCGACUUGGCAAACUCAAACUCGAACACAAAUACGAACUGGAACUAGGAAUAGAAUUCGAAUUGGAACUGGAACCACUAUUAUUGUGAUAGUUAUUACCGGUAGCGAGAAGAGCAACAUGGCGCUCCCGUUCCUGCACCCGUCGGAUUUGCUGCCGCCGGGAUUCGUGAUGGCCCGAUGUAAGCCGGAGGACACGAAGGAGAUGACUGAAGUCUUCAUAAACGCCUUCACCCGAAGCCCGGACUUCACAUACUGGUGGUCGCCGUCCCUAGACGUCAUGCGCGCGUGGCACUCCUCCCGGAUCCGGGGGCGCUUCGGGGACGCUCGCACGCAGCAAUUCAAAGUAUCCGCUACCACCGCCACGAGCGGCAGCGCCGUCGUCGCGUUCGCGAAAUGGGACCCGCCCGCGGCGAUGAAGGGGUUGCGAGCAGGGUUUGCGGUUUACGACGAGGAGGAGGGGAAGGAGACGGAGAUGGAGACGAGGGACGAGGAUGGGAAAAUCAUUGCUGGAGAAGAGGGAGGAGGGGUCCCCCAGAAGAAGAAGAAGUUAACGGCGCCCGAAGGCGCGGACGAGGCUCUGUAUGAGGAGUUUUUCGACGGGCUGGAGAGGAUGGGGGAGAAGUGGAGGACGAGCGAGAAGUUGGUCCUCUCCAUAAUCUGCACCGACCCGGCCUACCACGGCCAGGGCAUCGCCGGCGCCUUGCUGCGGCCGGUCCUCGCGCUCGCGGACGAGGAGCGCAUCCCCGCGUACCUCGAGGCCUUGCCCCUAGCCGUGCCGCUGUACCGGCGCCUCGGCUUCCAGCCCGUCGACCGGCUGGAGUACGACUUGACCAAGGCGGGAAGGGACGGGAAGGCGGUGCUGACGAUCAUGCUGCGGGAGCCGCAGUCGGCGGCGGUGUGAGCGGUGAGCGGUGAGAAGAUUCCGAGGAGGUAGCGAGGUACAUAAGGUAGGUAGGUAGCUUACCAAUUUGGCAUUAUACGCAAGGUAAACAAUCGGCACCAAUCGACAUUAAGUUAUUCAUCAUCAUCUUUUUCUUCUGGAUCUCGUUCGGUGUCAUGUGCUGAUUGGUUGGCCAUCCGAGCUUGACCUUGGUUUCGACCCCGGAAGCGCAUAUGUACGUAUGAGAUGUCUGAGGACAAUGCCCCACGGCUCGUCGACGAAAGGAAUUACUUCGUGUGUCGAUGGGAUUGGACAUUGGGUAAUUCCUACUAGUAAUACGCAACUCGACAAACCUGGAACGGGAAACCUUGGCAGGGGAAACUUGUUUUAUAUUACGUUAUGUAGUUUUUACAGUUGCCAUGACUAGGCAGGUACCUACCUUAGAUAUAUACAAGUGCUGGUUUAGCUAUAGGAGGUAUGCAUGCCGGUUGCAUGAAGCUCUCUAUCCUUACUAUAUUUAACCCUAGAUAUAGGUAGGUAUGUAGUAAACAUACUAUACCUACCUACCUAGGUACUUAGUGAAUGCGAAGAGCCUGCCUGCUGU